This is a messenger RNA of Peromyscus californicus insignis, 1227 nucleotides long. It is a transcript of the gene Commd2, whose product is annotated as COMM domain containing 2. The transcript has 5 exons. Bases 68 to 667 code for a protein of 199 amino acids. The record is from RefSeq and is a predicted model, not a curated record. NCBI's taxonomy places the organism in Eukaryota, Metazoa, Chordata, Mammalia, Rodentia, Cricetidae.
UGCACAGCGGCAGGAAGUGGCGAGGGCGGGGCCGGCGCUGCAUGGUGGAGUCGGGAGACCUGCCAAGAUGCUGCUCGACUUGUCGGAGGAGCAUAAGGAGCACCUGGCCUUCCUACCGCAAGUGGACAGCGCAGUGGUAGCCGAGUUCGGAAGAAUCGCUGUGGAGUUCCUCAGACGGGGAUCUAACCCGAAGAUCUACGAAGGCGCCGCCAGAAAACUUAAUGUGAGUAGUGACAGUAUCCAGCAUGGUGUGGAAGGAUUAACUUAUCUCCUCACUGAGAGCUCGAAGCUCAUGAUUUCUGAACUGGAUUUCCAAGACUCUGUUUUUGUUCUGGGAUUCUCUGAAGAGCUGAACAGAUUAUUGCUUCAGCUUUACCUGGACAACAGAAAGGAGAUCAGGACUAUUCUGAAUGAAUUGGCACCUCGUCUUCCCAGUUACCAUAGUCUUGAAUGGCGGCUAGAUGUGCAACUUGCAAGCAGAAGUCUCCGGCAACAAAUUAAGCCAGCAGUGACUAUAAAGCUGCACCUCGAUCAGAAUGGCGACCACAGCACCCAUCUUUUGCAGACAGACCCAGCCACCCUGCUUCAUUUGGUUCAGCAACUGGAGCAAGCAUUGGAGGAAAUGAAAACAAACCACUGCCGGAGAGUAGUCCGCAGCAUCAAGUAGCUCUGCCCUUCAGUUGGUGAUGCAGGGAUUGCAAUAGUACAUGUGGAUGUCAUGGACUUUCUUUUCUGGUUCAGGAUGCUGAAAUCUUGAUCAAAAGCUAAAGUACAGUUCCUUCUGGUGCUACGUGCAGUCAGCUUCUUCACAAAUUGAAUGCCUUUUGUAUUUUAAAUGUAUAAAUAGGAUGGACUCAACUAAAACUAAUCAAUACUGUUCGCAUCUGUGUAUAUGUGACUCUCCUGGAAUACUGUUCACGUCUUCUGUGUAUAUGUGACUCUCCUGGAAUACUGUUCAUGUCUUCUGUGUAUGUGUGACUCUCCUGGAAUACUGUUCACGUCUUCUGUGUAUGUGUGACUCUCCUGGAAUACUGUUCAUGUCUUCUGUGUAUGUGUGACUCUCCUGGAAUACUGUUCACGUCUUCUGUGUAUAUGUGACUCUCCUGGAAUACCGUUCAUGUCUUCUGUGUAUAUGGGACUCUCCUGACUUGGGUAUUUUUUUGUUUGUUUUAUUUUCUUUUUCUUUGAUCAAAAUUUGAAAAUAAAAUUCUCUGUUACUUAGAACUA